CUUCAUUCCUUCUUCCGCCAACUAUUCUCUCUCUACCUCCAACUCCCUCUCAAAAAUCAGCAACAACAACAACAACAACAUUCACCAUUAUUCAACUUUCACAUUCACAACCAAAAAAAAAACACUCCCACUUAUUUCAUCAUCAUUCACCACCCUCCUCUUCUUCCACGUUUGCAUUUUCUUUUUUUUUUCUACUAUCACAUUCACGCACACACAUACACAAAAAAGCCGUUGACGGCCCCUUACCCCAUAUGAAUUAUAUCCUCUUUUAUCAUUAUCCUCCAUUGUCAGCCUCUUUCCUUCAUUCUUCUGUUAUGAGUAUAUCAUCAUUCUACCAUUAUCAUCAUUUGCAGCUUUUCUUUUUCUUUAUUAUAUCAUACAUAUUUAUGUGUUUUGAAUUUGCGCCUUACCCCCACCCCAAACACACCUCCAAUAUGAUUUCUUUUUUUUUUCUUUUAUGUAGUUACAUUAUAUAUGUUUUUUUAUCAUUAUUUGCCCAAGCAGUUACUUUCAUCCAUAUACCUUUUUUUCCCUCCCCCUACCUUUUUUUUGUAUAGAGCAUUUUUUCUCCCUCCCACCAAACCGUUUUUUUUCUCAUUAUUUCCGAGCGAUUAUAUAUAAUGAAAAAGAAAAAAAUAUAUAUAUACAUACU
Zychaea mexicana is the source of this 652-nucleotide messenger RNA. RefSeq lists its product as uncharacterized. The record is from RefSeq and is a predicted model, not a curated record. Bases 252 to 557 code for a protein of 101 amino acids. The transcript has a single exon. Lineage: Eukaryota; Fungi; Mucoromycota; Mucoromycetes; Mucorales; Lichtheimiaceae.